UCAAUUUUUAGAAUGAGCUCGUACUCUUCGGUUAUUAGCUUAACUUGUGUUAAGGACGAAAAAAAAUUCAAGGAUAUACUAGAGGCUUCAGUCCGCUCUCGUUUAAAAAAAAUUAUCGAAGACGUAGUUGCUGAAACGUAUACUCUUAUAAACUUUGAUGUAAGAAGAUUAGUGGAAGCUUUUGGUGUGGUAAUAGCUUGCAUUGAAAGUUCGCCAGAGCCCGGUCCCAUAUUGCUAAAGCACAAGUCUUCAGCUUUGGAAGCUGCAAAGCUUCUUUUAUCCGAACCGCGGAACCCCGCCUACCGGUAUCCCAUCAAGGCGGCUCUUGCAAAGCUCGAGCAUGAUUGUGAAAUGAUUUUUAAAAAUAAAACUUGUACAUAUCAGCUUAAUAAAGAACAAAUAGAAAAAAUGUUAGAGCUUGCUACAACAACCAAUGAGCUUUAUGAAAAAGAUCUGGCCAUAAGAAAUCCGCGGCUAAAAAUUUGGGCUUCGGGGCCCACAAGCUCAAUUUUAAAAGAGCAAGUCCGACUGAAUUCAGAGAAUGUUACCAUCCCCGAAGUUCGUGCUCGCUUAAAACUUCUUGGGGACGAGGGACCUUUUGAGGGCUUAGAUCUUUAUGGCUACAUACAUCGACUGGUGAACUUGGAAAAUAAAAUUAGAUGGGAAAAAACAAAAGAAAUUGGAUCCAUUCAUCAUGAAUGCUUUAAAUUGGAGCACUGCGAUCUUCUCGCAGAGUUGAGGGCGCGAAAUAUAACGUUUGAUGCUCGCAUGAAGACUUACGAGUUGGCACAUCUUUUAUUUAUGCAUCGUACCAGACCUAUCAGAAAAAAACUUUGGGAUCAACAAAUCGAGGUCGAACUCCCCAUUUUAAGUAAAAAUCAGUUCUGUUGA
Molecule: messenger RNA, 891 nt
Organism: Zophobas morio
Lineage: Eukaryota; Metazoa; Arthropoda; Insecta; Coleoptera; Tenebrionidae
Exons: 9
Coding region: 13-891 (292 amino acids)
Source: RefSeq, a predicted model, not a curated record